AUGAGUCAAGCACAUAAACCACCACGGUUCACUAUUGGUACCCGUAAAACACAAGCCCAGCGGUCUCAAAUGAACAGCAACGUUCCAAUCAUCGAGCAAUUAAUUCAACGCCCACAGCCAGUCAAAAAGUCAAAUCCUGAAAUUGAGGAAAUCGAGAAGAAAACAAACGAACUCAAAAAUAUCGACUUAAAAGAACUCGACAAGCGUUGUCAGUUAAUAGAAGACAUCAUUUCACAAAUUGAAAAAUAUCAGAUAAAGAACAACGAGGAAUUAACUGCUAUCAAAACGGCUGUCGAGAACCAGAGCCUUGCACUCGAGCAAGUCAUCCAAUAA
Entamoeba invadens IP1 is the source of this 333-nucleotide messenger RNA. RefSeq lists its product as hypothetical. The transcript has a single exon. Bases 1 to 333 code for a protein of 110 amino acids. Lineage: Eukaryota; Evosea; Mastigamoebida; Endamoebidae. The record is from RefSeq and is a predicted model, not a curated record.